This is a messenger RNA of Armigeres subalbatus, 1530 nucleotides long. Its product is annotated as ornithine decarboxylase-like. Gene Ontology annotation, cellular component: cytoplasm. The record is from RefSeq and is a predicted model, not a curated record. Gene Ontology annotation, molecular function: ornithine decarboxylase activity. Lineage: Eukaryota; Metazoa; Arthropoda; Insecta; Diptera; Culicidae. The transcript has a single exon. Bases 7 to 1257 code for a protein of 416 amino acids.
UUCGAGAUGCACAAAAUUCGUUACAAUUUGGUUGAAGACGACUUUUCACUGGACGAAGUGAUCCAGUCGGUCGCUACCCGUGGUCCGCAGGACAACCCUGUGCAUAUCCUGAAUCUGGAUAACAUCGUGGCGAAACAUCAGAAUUGGUGUAAGCAACUUCCACGUAUUGAGCCAUUCUACGCCGUCAAGUGCAACGAUGACCCGGCCAUCAUUAGGACUCUGAUCGCUCUCGGUGCAGGGUUCGAUUGUGCUUCUAAGAAGGAAAUUGAAAAGGUUCUCAAAUUGGGCGCGGAUUCCAACAAGAUUAUUUAUGCUCACACGGCGAAAUCAUUAGAUUCGAUCACUUACGCGAAGUCUUGUGGUAUCAACUUGAUGACCUUUGAUGGAGAGAUCGAGUUGGACAAGAUCAAAAAGUUGCAUCCGGAGGCGUCCUUAGUGUUGAGGAUACGUUACGACUCCCCCAACGCUAUGAUAUCUCUGGGAAAGAAAUUUGGCUGCGAUCCUGAGCAUGAAGCUCCUUACUUAUUGAAGUAUGCUAAGUCCCUUGGGUUAAACGUAAUUGGUGUCAGUUUUCACGUUGGAUCAGGAAAUAAGGAUCCUGAUUGCUUUUAUGGAGCUAUUAAAACAACCCGAUCGAUUUUCAGUGUUGCAACUGAACUUGAGUUCGAUCUCAGUAUUCUGGAUAUUGGAGGUGGUUUGCCGGGUGAUCACGAUCAACCGAUCGACGCUUUCGCAACGGCGAUCAACCUGGCGCUGCAUCGCUAUUUUCCGAUCAAAUCCGGUGUGCGUGUGAUUGCGGAGCCAGGAACGUAUUAUGUCGCAUCUGCAGUAAAUCUUGUGGUAAACGUUCAAUCGAAAAGAAUCAUUCGAUCCAGACAACAGGACAACAUUUCCGAAAUAAUGUACUAUCUGAACGAUGGUAUGUUUGGAUCGUUUGAUCGGCUGAGUCCUCGUCGUUAUCCUCCGACCGUGUUCCCCGGAAACUCUCAACUGGUACGCAACAGAAACAAAUUUCAGACCACGCUCUGGGGGCCCACUUGUGACUCCACCGAUUUGAUCGCUACUGGAUGGAUGAUGGAGGAGCUUCAGAUUGGAGAUUGUCUUGUGUUUGACAAUAUGGGAGCUUAUGGGUCGGUGUUGGCAACCAAUUUCAAUGGGUUUGCUAAGCCUAAGAUAUUGGUCUACAUCAGUCGAUCUUCGUGGGAUCAGUUGAAGCUCGAAAAAAAUGCCCGGAAAUUGAAGCGGCGUAAUCACUAAUCGAAACUGAAUGGAAAAUCCCUACAUGUUGAAGUGUGUGUAACUAUGAAACGAGAUAUGAUCUCGACGCGAUAAUUAGAACUGAAUGGUCGAUCGUGAGAAUUAUACCGCUGAUAUAAUUGCUUGAUUGCAUGAUUUAGUUCAUUGAUAAGUGCAUAUAUGAAUGGAUUUUUGAAAUGUGAUGUAUUAUUAGCAAUCGAGAAAAAGAUGAUGUACUUAAAAAUGUAUUUUACACUGUUGUAAACUUUACGUUAAUUUAAUAAAUUAAUUAGA